Molecule: messenger RNA, 1156 nt
Organism: Cicer arietinum (chickpea)
Lineage: Eukaryota; Viridiplantae; Streptophyta; Magnoliopsida; Fabales; Fabaceae
Product: light-harvesting complex-like protein 3 isotype 2, chloroplastic
Source: RefSeq, a predicted model, not a curated record
UAUCAAGUGAAGUUCCACUUGAGUAGCUCACUCCCCAUUGUGUUGUGUCCAUAUUGUAAGAGGAUGAGAUGAGGAGUGAGAUAGCCUCAGAAACUGAAACAGAGAACUGAGAACUGAAAACCCACCCACUCACACUGUCAUCAUCAAUGCAACUUUAAAAGCAUCGUCAACCAUGUCAAACACCAUUUUCAUGGCUUCUUUUUCUCCUCUAACUUCAAUCUCAACCACUCAUUCUUCACACUCCAAACCCCACAACCUAAUCCACAACAACAAUCUCCUUACUCUCAGACCCAAAAACUUUCCUUUAUUUUCUCUCUCUCCCUUGAGAGUUUCCGCUGGAACUUCUGAUUCACCUGAAACUGCACUCAAACCACCACCGGAGAACAUCUCUGUUGGGACAAAUGGGUCUGCUUCUGCUGCUACUGCUCCUGAGGAAGUUAAGGUUUCCAGUGGUUUUGUUGACCCUAGAUGGGUUGCUGGUACAUGGGACUUGAUGCAGUUUAGGAAAAAUGGUAGCACUGAUUGGGAUGCUGUUAUUGACGCUGAGGCGCGGAGGAGAAAAUGGCUCGAGUCUAACCCGGAAUCAUCCAACAACAACAGUCCUGUAGUGUUUGACACCUCCAUUGUACCUUGGUGGGCAUGGAUAAAAAGAUUCCAUCUCCCUGAAGCUGAACUACUUAAUGGUCGAGCCGCAAUGAUAGGAUUCUUUAUGACAUAUGUGGUCGAUAGCUUGACUGGAGUAGGUCUAGUUGAUCAAAUGAACAACUUUUUUUGCAAAACUCUUCUGUUUGUAGCAGUGGGCGGAGUACUUUUGAUCCGGAAGAAUGAGGACUUUGAUAAUUUAAAGAAGCUGUUGGAGGAGACUACAUUUUAUGACAAGCAAUGGCAAGCAACUUGGCAGAUGAGAAUUCAAGCACUUCCAAAAAGGAUUAGUGGGAUUGUUGUUCUGUAGUUCUGUCUCCCUCCACCUUCUGUAACUUAAUAUAUUUAGUGCGCUCUAUUAUUUAUUAAUCUUGUAGUGCAGACGAAGACAUGGAUACGGUUUUAGUUGUAUUUCAAUUCCUUCUAUGAUGCUAAUGCAGACUGAUAGAGUUUUUGUGUGGUCGAAAUGCAGGAUUUUUCUUGAGUGUAUGUGAAAUUUGGCUGUUAGUUUGAA